This is a messenger RNA of Archocentrus centrarchus (flier cichlid), 2687 nucleotides long. It is a transcript of the gene zdhhc16b, whose product is annotated as zDHHC palmitoyltransferase 16b. NCBI's taxonomy places the organism in Eukaryota, Metazoa, Chordata, Actinopteri, Cichliformes, Cichlidae. The record is from RefSeq and is a predicted model, not a curated record. The transcript has 9 exons. Gene Ontology annotation, molecular function: palmitoyltransferase activity. The coding region runs from base 238 to 1482 and encodes 414 amino acids.
UUUGUAGGGGCUGGCGGGCGUAGCUCCUUACCUGAUAGCCCCUGUCCUUGUUUGCUUUAAUGGGCAUAUGUCACACAGGAGAUGUUGUCACUGUACUUAAAUUGCUUGAGUGUUUUCUCGGGAAAGGGAACACUUUCUGGGAAUGGAAGCCCUUCUUCACCUGUAUAAAGCUCACCACUCUUCCUGUUGGCCGCCUUUUCAAAUAUACUGGGAGCUCUCUGCAGGCACUCUGCAGCGAUGGAAAGCUCGAUGUCUAUCAGACUGCGUUAUGAGGAGCUGCUGUUUUACGCGGCCUGUGUUUCAAACUGCUGGUCUGUGUGUUUGUGUGUUUGCGUGUGUUUGGAAGGCAGAGUGUGUAGGAGAGGAGGCAGCGGUGGUGGCAUGCGUAUGAGCAGCACCUGGAGGUGGCAGCUCUCCCGAGCCAUGCGACUGGGGCUGCGCUGGUGCUGGCUGUGCCGCACACUGAGGGGGGGCCAAGGCGGGGGUACCAAAGCGUGGAUCGGCGGCAGGUUGUUGGAGCUGUGGCGCUACGGCAAGCUCCUGCUCAGGUCCCUGUAUUACAACAGUCUCACCGACUCAGACACUCUGCUGGACUGUGCUUUUGAACCGGUCUAUUGGAUCGUGGACAACGUGACCCACUGGUUUGGAGUGGUGUUUGUGUGUCUUGUCACCUUGCUGACAUCCUCAGUUGUGGUCAUCGUCUACCUGUUUGUCAUACCCACAAUUGUCAGCACGUACCCUGCACACUGGAUUGCGUGGCACCUCUGUUGUGGCCACUGGCUUCUCACUAUGGUGGUCUUCCAUUAUUACAAGGCGACCACCACCUCUCCAGGACACCCACCGAAGGACAAAAGUCAUAUUCCUUCUGUGUCCAUCUGUAAGAAAUGCAUCAUUCCAAAACCACCAAGGACGCACCACUGCAGUAUCUGCAACGUGUGUGUUUUGAAGAUGGACCACCACUGUCCCUGGUUGAAUAACUGCGUGGGCCAUUUCAACCAUCGCUACUUCUUCUCCUUCUGCCUCUACAUGACCAUGGGCUGCAUCUACUGCAGCAUCAGCAGCAGGAACAUGUUUUUGGACGCCUACAACGCUGUAGAGACUUACUAUCAGACCCCUCCUCCGGACUACAGCUUUAGAGAAACCACUGCCCAUAAGAGCGUCCUCUUCCUCUGGGUGCUGACCAGCUCUGUGGCAGUUGCUCUGGGAGGACUCACCCUGUGGCACGCCAUACUUAUCAGUAGAGGUGAAACCAGCAUAGAGCGGCACAUCAACUGCAAAGAAGCCAAAAGAUUAAAGGAGAAGGAAAAGGUGUUCAGAAAUCCGUAUCAUCACGGUAAAAUGAACAACUGGAAGCUACUGUUUGGUGUGGAGAAGAGGAGUCACUGGAUCACACGGGUCCUCUUACCCUCCAGCCAUCUUCCCAACGGAGACGGCAUCAUGUGGGACUGCACCUUCACCAGGAGAGACCCCAUGGCCAUCUGACCUUCAGCCUUUCAUAUCAAUUUUGUACCACAUCAAAAACUUCUAACCUGCAUUUGUGCUACAAGCAGCAUCACUGGCAAGGAAGAAGCAGUGCAUUUACACAGAUCACGAGCCUUUUGCUGUGUCUGUAUUGCCACCGAUAGAAAGGGGGAAACAGAAGCUGCUAGUGUCUCAACUUCGUAGGCCCACCUGUCACUUUUCCACCUGUGAGACUAACCUGUGACUGUAGACUCAUGGAUGCUGCUGGCCAGCGUCUUUGUAAAGCCUCAUUCACCUAGCCUUUAUUGAAGAGAUCAUGAAUAAUUGUGUUUUUCUUACAGGUAUGUGAGAUGGGUGGGGUGUGGCACUAUCAUAUCAGCAGAAAAACCCACAAUGUUUUCUUCAGCUUCCAUUUUGUUUUGUGCGGUUUUUGCAGCAUUUCUCCAUUUGCUGUUUUUUUUUUUUAAGUUGCAGUGCAUUUGACCUUUCAGGGCCACCGUACAAGUCAGCAGAAACAACUUUAAAGUUUCCUCCUAUUUACAGUAAACUUCUACUCUUGGUUCAUGCUGCAGAUGCUCCCCUAAAUCUGACUUGUUAGCUUAUAAAAUAAGUCGUGCCAACGUUAACGUGCUUAUUAUUCAUCAGUGAUAAACGUGCAGAACGUGGCACCGUUAACAGCUGAGACUGUAUUGAUCUCUGGCUCUGAGCCUCAACUUCUUCUUCUUUAAAAGGUCUUUGGAGUUUUAAUUGUGUAGUUUGGCCAGAAUAACUGUCAGCGUGGGCUGAGGGGAUCUAUGAGGAAGCAGAUCAUGAAAGAUGAAAAUUUCUGAUUUAUUUAAGAAGUGUUGGAUUGAAAAAUGUUUUUAAUAUCGACUACUCUACAUGUAAAAAAAAAAAAAAAAAGUCCACUGGUAACAUCAGGGACCACUGGCCAAAGAUGAGUGAAAAGCCAGCUACACAACUCAUUUCCCAGUAACUUACACACUGGUGAAGAAGUGGUUGUGUGCCUUGUUUUUGUUAUUCAGCCUUGAAACGUGUGAAUCAAACACUGUGAAAUAUAACUCCAUCUUUCAGGGUUUUUUUUUUUCCUUUUUCACGUCAGAAAUCAUGAUGGUUGUGUAGGCUCUGCAGUUGCCAUAGAAACAGACAUCCAGCUGUGAUGAUGUUGGGAGCUGUGCUCCGGUUUCAUUUAUCCCACCUUUUUAAAAUAAAACACGGUUUUGAUA